Messenger RNA from Cornus florida, 917 nucleotides. RefSeq names its product soluble inorganic pyrophosphatase 1-like. The record is from RefSeq and is a predicted model, not a curated record. NCBI's taxonomy places the organism in Eukaryota, Viridiplantae, Streptophyta, Magnoliopsida, Cornales, Cornaceae. Gene Ontology annotation, molecular function: magnesium ion binding; inorganic diphosphate phosphatase activity. Bases 1 to 717 code for a protein of 238 amino acids. Gene Ontology annotation, biological process: phosphate-containing compound metabolic process. The transcript is spliced from 8 exons. Gene Ontology annotation, cellular component: cytoplasm.
AUGAGCACUGAGGUAAACGGGAAUGAAGCUCAAGAAGCUGAAGCAGCAGUAGCAGCAGCAGCACAAGCUCAAGAAGCUGAAGCAGCGGCGGCGGCAGCAGUCGCAGCACAAUUUAGGCGGGCGCCGAAAUUGAAUCAGAGGAUUCUUUCAACAUUAUCAAGGAGAUCUGUUGCUGCUCAUCCUUGGCAUGAUCUUGACAUAGGUCCCGGAGCUCCCCAAAUUUUCAACUGUGUUGUUGAGAUUACAAAGGGAAGUAAAGUCAAAUAUGAACUCGACAAAAAAACCGGUCUCAUCAAGGUUGAUCGGAUCUUAUAUUCGUCGGUGGUCUAUCCUCACAACUAUGGUUUCAUUCCUCGAACACUUUGUGAAGAUAAUGACCCAAUGGAUGCAUUAAUCCUCAUGCAGGAACCGGUCCUUCCUGGUUGUUUUCUUCGAGCUAGGGCCAUUGGACUGAUGCCUAUGAUUGACCAGGGAGAGAAGGAUGAUAAAAUCAUUGCAGUUUGUGCUGAUGAUCCGGAAUAUCGCCACUACACUGAUAUCUCACAACUUGCUCCUCAUCGUCUGAUGGAGAUUCGUCGUUUCUUCGAAGACUACAAGAAGAAUGAGAACAAAGAGGUUGCAGUUAAUGAUUUUUUGCCUUCAACUAAUGCAUAUGAAGCUAUCCAAUACUCCAUGGACCUCUAUGCUGAGUACAUCUUAUGCACGUUGAGGACAUAGAUCGAUGGGGGUUGUUCCUUAAUAAUUCGAUACAUCGGUGAUACUAAGCAAAUAAGAGAUUGCAAACUCAUUAUUUAUACUGAAUUUUAAAUAUUUUAUAUGCUUCUGUGGUAGAAAUUUCGUGACAUGAAAAUGAGUGAAGUCUUUGUAUUAAUUCAAUAUUUUUGUUCUUGGAUUUCAAUUAAAGUUUUAAUUCUUAC